AUGGACGAUGGACUUGUCCUAAACAUUGCAGAAGAUGCAUCUGCAGAACCAAUAAAGCUAGCAUCAAAAAAAUCUGGUCGCUGGACGGACAGGUUGAAGGCUAAACGAGUCCAGAAACGAAGGACUAACCAACCUGACCAUCAUCCUGGCAGCGACGACGACGACCAUUCCCGUCCCGCAAAACGGAUGCGACCUGACAUCCCCGUGCCCGCUCCCAAAACUUCUGCAACGGACCGUCCGGCACUUCCAGCUAAGCCUCCGACUCAGAUAAUCUCCUCUCUAUUCUCGUACAACCCUAAAGUUGAAGCCCCUACACCCUCUGCUGUCCAAAAAGUACCCUCUAAACCGAGCAAUGCGCCAUUGACUGGGUCAGCCACCUUCGCAGACCUAGGUCUUCACCCACUCCUUGUCGCUCACCUACAGUCUAAGAUGAGUAUCACGAAACCAACAGCUAUUCAACGUGCUGCCCUUCCUAUGUUCACGAAACCUUCCUCCGAGGACAUGGAUGCGCGCGACGUAUUUAUACAAUCGCAAACUGGGUCCGGAAAGACCAUGUCGUUCCUCCUACCUAUAAUCCAGGAUCUUCUACCCCUCAGCACUCACUCGUACAUUGACCGCUCGAUAGGAACCCUUGCUAUCAUUAUCGCACCCACUCGUGAAUUGGCAAAACAAAUUUCUGAUGUCUUAGAGGCGCUAUUAACGCUUAAGCUACGCCCAGACGGUGAACAGGAGCAUGCGGAGGGUUCUACACGUUAUACCCGGUGGUUAGUCUCCGGCUUGCUAAGUGGAGGCGCAACCCGUGCGCACGAGAAGGCGCGUCUACGGAAAGGCGUACCCAUCCUUGUCUCGACUCCAGGUCGCCUGCUAGAUCAUCUGCAAAACACGUCUUCGUUCAACGUUGGGAAAUGCAGAUGGCUGGUUCUCGAUGAAGCGGACCGCUUGAUGGAGCUCGGUUUUGAAGACACUAUCAAAGGGAUCGUUCAGGCUGUUCAAGACGGUAAGACAUUCGAGGUUGGGGGUUGGGAUUGGGACCGGCAGAGACGGACGAUACUUUGUUCAGCUACUAUUCGUGAAGAUGUGCAGAAACUGGCAGGCACCACUCUAAGACGACCGCUUAUAAUAAAGGGCCUCGACGAAGCAAAGGCGGAGGACUCGCCCGCAUCAAAACACGACAACGAGCCAGCUACAAUCAGUACCGAGAAGUUCACACCACCGUCGCAACUCUGUCAGAAAUAUGUCGUCGUUCCUCUCAAGAUGCGUCUUGUCGCGCUUGUCGCACUUCUCCGCUCCUUGCUCGCUCAGACACAAGGUCAAAAAGGGUCAAAAAUCAUCGUAUUCCUCAGCUGCACGGACUCCGUCGACUUUCACUGGCGCCUGCUAGGCGAUUCGUCAAUGAAUGAUGGAAAGGCUGAUGCUGAAUCUGACGAGGACGAUACUAGCGACGGGGAAGACAAAAAGGUAGAUGCUUCUAUUACUGCACAGUCCCCGCUCCUUCCAGGUACCUCGAUCUUUCGUCUUCACGGUUCCCUUCCCACACCAAUCCGUCUCGCCUCUCUACGCGGAUUCUCGGCCAUCCCUUCCUCAAAGUCGAAAACAUCUGCACCCGUGUCGUCCAUCCUCCUUUGCACGUCCGUGGCAUCCCGUGGUCUCGACCUACCCCUCGUUCGCGCAGUCGUACAGUACGAUCUGCCAACUGAAGGUGGUGCGACCGAGUACGUGCACAGAGUGGGACGGACAGCGCGUGCAGGAAAGGGUGGUGAGGCUUGGAGCGUCGUCGCGCCAAGUGAGUCUGAAUGGGUGAAAUGGGUGGAGGGGAAGAUGAGAGGCGAUACAACGGGAGAACAGUCGGACAGCGACAAAGUCGACAUCACGCUUGAAGGGACAAGCAUCGAAAACGUGUUGGCGAAAGGCUUUGGCGGAGGAGGCUCCGAGUACGAGGCGCGCGCGACAGAAGUACAGCUUUCCUUUGAGCGAUGGGUUUUGCGGCGCAAAGAGAACGCUGAACUUGCUCGGAGAGCAUUUACUUCGCACAUGAGGGCAUAUGCAACCCAUCCCUCAAACGAGAAGCACAUCUUCCACGUCCGUCACCUCCACAUCGGCCAUCUCGCAAAAGCAUUUGCCUUGCGUGAAGCUCCGAAGACGAUCACUGACGGGAAGAAUAAAGUAACCGGUGCAUCCAAAGGCCGCGGUUCUCGUCCCGCUAAAGCCACAGAGCAACACGACGUCGGCGACGCAGAGAAACGGAUGCAAAAUAUUGUCCGUGCGCAGGGUCGGCUGUCGAAGAAGGGCGGCAAGAUGGUCAGUAGUGGGAUCGACGAAUUUCAGGUCACAUCAGGGGUUGCGUUGGACUCACUCGUCCAUGGUUAUCGAUCGUAG
Molecule: messenger RNA, 2376 nt
Organism: Suillus bovinus
Lineage: Eukaryota; Fungi; Basidiomycota; Agaricomycetes; Boletales; Suillaceae
Product: P-loop containing nucleoside triphosphate hydrolase protein
Exons: 4
Coding region: 1-2376 (791 amino acids)
Biological process (GO): ribosome biogenesis
Cellular component (GO): nucleus
Molecular function (GO): ATP binding; nucleic acid binding; RNA helicase activity
Source: RefSeq, a predicted model, not a curated record